Molecule: messenger RNA, 1901 nt
Organism: Nymphaea colorata (pocket water lily)
Lineage: Eukaryota; Viridiplantae; Streptophyta; Magnoliopsida; Nymphaeales; Nymphaeaceae
Exons: 7
Coding region: 349-1629 (426 amino acids)
Source: RefSeq, a predicted model, not a curated record
UGCCCUGUCUCUCUCUCUCUCGCUCUCUCUAAAGAGUCUUAAACAUUCAGACAGGAGCGGACGUCGCCGGAUCCGCUCUGAAUUCUGCACUAUCUCCGGCGAACUCCCACGCAGAAACCGCCCUUCCCGAUGCUGUCCAUGCAAUAAAUUGCCCUUCUUUAUUGUACCAUCCAUUUCGACUCCUCUUCUUUCUUUCUUCUGCUUCUUCCUCUUCUCAUAGUCUUUGGCGACCUAAGAGCGCAGUCACACGUGCUGCAGACGGAGCAUUGAGCUCAUGAGUGGAAGAAGGGGAAGAGGAAAGAGAACAAGAAGAAGAAGAGAGAGGUGUCUGAGCUAAGGAGUCCGACAAUGGAGAAAAAGAGGAGAGAAUAUGGUAUAUUAGAGUUCUUCAUCCUCCUCUUCUUCCUUCUUGAGAGCUCAAUGGCUAGUGGUCUGGAGUUCAAUUUCACCAAGCAUGUCAAUACCUUCAGAUUAGCGAGGAUACAGAGACAUUUGAACAAGAUUAACAAGCCUGCGGUUAGGACAAUACAGAGCGUAGAUGGGGACACCAUCGACUGCGUUCAAAAGCACAACCAGCCUGCUUUAGACCAUCCGCUGUUAAAAAACCACAAGAUUCAGAAUGUACCUACAGUCAUGCCAAAACCGAACCUACAGAGUAGGAACUAUUCUGGCAGCGGGUUUCUGGCAAGAAGGGCAUGGCAGACUUGGCACGGAACAGGGCACUGCCCCCGCGGAACAGUUCCCAUCCGAAGAAGCUCUGUGAACGAUGUCUUGAGGGCCAAGUCCACGUUUCAUUAUGGGAAGAAGAAGGUGGUUCGGCCUCUAAAUCAACAAUCAAGAUCCACCGAGGCGCCUGAUGUUGUUAGCGGCAACGGACACGAACAUGCAAUUGCAUAUACUGGAAGUGGGGAGUUCUAUGGGGCAAAGGCCACCAUCAAUGUAUGGGAUCCUUCCAUUGAUGGGUCCAAUGAGUUCAGCCUCUCACAGAUGUGGGUUCUUUCUGGGUCCUUUGAUGGGUCUGAUCUAAAUAGCAUUGAGGCCGGUUGGCAGGUUAGCCCUGAACUUUACGGUGACAGCAGACCAAGAUUAUUCACCUACUGGACGAGUGAUGCAUACCAAGCAACAGGAUGCUACAACCUCCUCUGCUCUGGGUUUGUGCAGACAAAUAGCAGAAUAGCCAUUGGAGCAUCGAUAUCGCCUGUUUCUUCAGAUUCAGGCGAUCAGUAUGACAUCACCAUUCUCAUCUGGAAGGAUCCGAAAUUGGGGAAUUGGUGGUUGAGCUUCGGCGAGAACAACCUGGUGGGCUACUGGCCGGCGGAGCUCUUCACGCACCUGGCGGACCACGCGGAGAUGGUGGAGUGGGGAGGGGAGAUCGUGAACACGAGGCGGAACGGGCAGCACACGUCGACGCAGAUGGGCAGCGGGCGGUUCGCGGCGGACGGGUUCCGCCACUCCGGCUACUUCCGCAACAUAGAGGUGGUGGACGGCGACAACAGCCUCAGCCCCGUUGGGACGCUCUCCACACUCGCCGAGGACCCCCACUGCUACGACAUCGCCAGCGCUUCCAGCGAGGCGUGGGGCAAUUACUUCUACUUCGGUGGACCAGGGAGCAACCCCCUCUGUCCUUGAAAAAGAAAAAAAAAAAUACAAAGAAUCUACUCUUCUUUUUUCCCUUUUUAUUUUUUUUACUGUCUAAUUUAAUUCUUUUUCCUUAAAAAAAAUCCCUCCUCCUCUCCUUCUCUCUCGUGUAACAUAUGGACUUUAGUAUAUGCUAUGAAGGAUAAACAAUUAAGAGUAGGCCAGGUCUAUGUUUUCGCUUAAAUUCUGCAUGGAUUAAGUUUAGUUUUGUAUUAAAGAUUGUUUAAACAUUUAUAAAAAGAUUACCUAAAUGUUUCUAUAGA